AUGCCUCUAACAACUAAACCAUUGUCUCUAAAAGUCAACGCCGCCUUGUUCGAUGUUGAUGGUACCAUCAUCAUCUCUCAACCGGCCAUUGCCGCCUUCUGGAGAGACUUCGGAAAAGACAAGCCAUACUUUGACGCUGAACAUGUCAUCAACAUUUCCCACGGCUGGAGAACUUACGAUGCCAUCGCUAAAUUCGCUCCAGACUAUGCUGAUGAAGACUAUGUCACCAAAUUGGAAGGUGAAAUCCCAGAAAAGUACGGUAAGCACUCUAUUGAAGUGCCAGGUGCCGUCAAGCUUUGUAACGACCUAAACAAAUUGCCAAAGGAGAAAUGGGCUGUCGCUACCUCCGGUACCCGUGACAUGGCUAGAAAAUGGUUUGACAUCUUGGGUAUCAGGAGACCUAAAUAUUUCAUCACUGCCAACGACGUCACUCAAGGUAAGCCAUUCCCAGAACCUUACAUCAAGGGCAGAGACGGUUUAGGUUUCCCAAUCAACAAGGAAGACCCAUCGAAAUCCAAGGUCAUUGUCUUUGAAGACGCCCCAGCCGGUAUUGCUGCCGGUAAAGCUGCAGGUUGUAAGAUUGUCGGUAUUGCUACUACCUUCGACCUACAAUUCUUGAUCGACAAGGGCUGUGACAUCAUUGUCAAGAACCAUGAAUCCAUCCAAGUCGGCGCUUACGAUGCCCAAACCGACGAAGUUGAAUUCAUCUUUAACGACUACCUUUACGCAAAGGACGACUUAUUGAAAUGGUAA
Molecule: messenger RNA, 753 nt
Organism: Zygotorulaspora mrakii
Lineage: Eukaryota; Fungi; Ascomycota; Saccharomycetes; Saccharomycetales; Saccharomycetaceae
Product: HAD family hydrolase
Exons: 1
Coding region: 1-753 (250 amino acids)
Biological process (GO): glycerol biosynthetic process; response to osmotic stress
Molecular function (GO): beta-phosphoglucomutase activity; sn-glycerol 1-phosphatase activity
Source: RefSeq, a predicted model, not a curated record